AUGAUUCUGUCAGCCCUUUUAACUUCAGUGGGGAUCAAUCUUGGGCUCUGUUUUCUCUUCUUCACUCUGUAUUCAAUACUGAGAAAACAGCCUGGCAACGCCACUGUGUACGGUCCACGGCUUAUCCAAGAAGGCAAAUCUCGGCGGUCUAAUGGAUUCAACCUCGACAGGCUCUUGCCUACAGCUGGUUGGGUCAAAAGAGCCUUGGAUCCUACAAACGACGAAAUCCUCUCUAAUCUUGGCUUAGAUGCUUUGGUCCUCACUCGUGUUUUUGUCUUGAGUAUAAGAGUGUUUAGCUUUGCUUCGGUGGUUGGCAUCUUCAUCCUUCUCCCAGUGAACUAUAUGGGUACCGAAUUCCAAGAGUUUUUCGACCUGCCAAACAAGUCUCUUGAUUCCUUCAGCAUUUAUAAUGUUAACGAUGGAUCAAACAAGUUGUGGAUUCACUUCUGUGCAAUAUACAUCUUCACAGCAGUUGUUUGCUCUCUACUUUACAAUGAGCACAAGUACAUUUCUUUGAGGCGAAUUGCUCAUCUUUAUGAAUCCAAGCCUCGGCCACAAGAAUUCACGGUUCUGGUUAGUGGCGUCCCUAUCGUGUCUGGAAACAGUAUUAGUGAAACAGUGGAGAGUUUCUUCAGGGAGUAUCAUUCUUCCACGUAUCUUUCUCACGUCGUGGUUCAUCGGACAGACAAGUUAAAGGUUCUCAUGAAUGAUGCUGAGAAGCUAUACAAGAAACUUACUCGAGUAAAAUCCGGAAGCAUAACUCGGCAAGACUCUAAGCGGGAUGGGUUCUUAGGGAUGUUUGGGAAGAGUGUUGAUGCGGUUGGUCAUUACCAAAAGAAGCUCGACAAGUUAGAAGACGACAUGAGAUUGAAACAGUCUUUAUUAGCCGGAGAGGAAGUCCCAGCGGCUUUCGUUUCCUUUAAGACAAGACACGGUGCUGCAAUAGCAUCAAACAUUCAGCAAGGAAUAGAUCCAACGCAGUGGCUAACUGAGACAGCCCCUGAGCCUCAAGAUGUUCACUGGCCGUUUUUCACCGCAUCGUUUGUGAGAAGAUGGAUCUCCAAUGUCGUCGUCUUCGUGGCUUUCGUAGCUCUGUUAAUCCUCUACAUUGUGCCUGUCGUAUUGGUUCAGGGUCUUGCUAAUCUUCACCAGCUGGAAACAUGGUUCCCUUUUCUGAAAAACAUUCUCAACAUGAAAUACGUGAGUCAAGUGAUUACGGGAUAUCUUCCGAGUCUGAUAUUCCAGCUAUUCCUUCUGAUAGUACCACCAAUCAUGAUUCUGCUUUCGUCAAUGCAAGGAUAUGUUUCUCAUAGCCAGAUUGAGAAAUCUGCAUGCAUCAAGCUUCUAGUCUUUACCAUAUGGAGCAGUUUCUUUGCAAAUGUACUGUCCGGAUCUGCUCUUUAUCGUGUUAAUGUCUUCCUUGAGCCUAAGAACAUUCCCCGUGUGCUUGCUGCAGCUGUGCCAGCACAGGCAUCGUUUUUCAUAUCGUAUGUUGUGACCACUGGAUGGACUGGUUUGUCAUCAGAGAUCAUCCGUUUGGUUCCUCUUCUCUGGAGUUUUGUGACGAAUCUUUUCUGCAACGAAGAUGACAAAGAAUUCGAGGUCCCUUCGACUCCUUUCUACGUAGAAAUCCCAAGGAUUCUGUUUUUUGGACUUCUCGGCACAACUUACUUCUUCCUCUCACCGUUGAUACUUCCCUUCAUAUUGGUCUACUACUGUCUUGGAUAUGUCAUCUACCGUAACCAGCUCCUAAACGUAUAUGCGGCUAAGUAUGAAACGGGUGGAAAGUUUUGGCCAAUAGUACACAGCUCCACUAUCUUCUCUUUGGUACUAAUGCACAUAAUUGCAGUCGGACUAUUCGGGCUUAAAGAGCUUCCGGUGGCAUCUUAUUUAACUAUUCCCCUCCCGAUUCUCACCCUCCUUUUCAGUAUUUACUGCCAAAGACGCUUCUUACCAAAUUUCAGAUCUUAUCCUACCGAGUGUUUGGUGAACAAAGACAAAGCGGACGCAAGAGAGCAGAACAUGUCCGAAUUCUUUUCGAAACUGGUUGUUGCUUACAGAGAUCCUGCGCUUUCAGCAUCACAGUACUCACGAGACAUCUCACCUUAA
Microthlaspi erraticum is the source of this 2109-nucleotide messenger RNA. NCBI's taxonomy places the organism in Eukaryota, Viridiplantae, Streptophyta, Magnoliopsida, Brassicales, Brassicaceae. The record is from the annotation of a GenBank genome assembly.